CGGACAUUCUCCGACAUUUCGUAUACAGAACAUAAUCAUAGUUUGAGUCGCGCUUUUGUGCACUGUGACGGUGAUUACAAUUGAUUAAGUACAUUAGUUAGUGGUGCUGUUAGUGGAUUAACUAGAAGAAAGUCACCAACCGAACGAUUGAAAAUGCAACUGCUUAAAUCGAUAUUGACAUUCGCCGAUCAGUUUUUAUUUUUGAUUAUGGGGUACAUCAUGCGGCGCUUUCUGCGUUCGGCCAUGAUCGUCUUCAGUUGGUUCGUGGUGCCCUACAGCCGAUUCACCAACAUCAAAGUGAAUCGCAAAAAGUUGCCGCCCAUACGGAGUCACCUGCUGGAAAUACCCGCUGUCGAUUUGGCCAAACUGAUUCGCAAUGGAAAGAUCAAAAGCGAAGAGGUGGUCGAGGCGUAUAUCGAGCGGUGUAAGCAGGUGAAUCCGUUGAUUAAUGCGAUUGUGCAGGAUCGCUUCGAAGAGGCGCUUGAGGAGGCGCGUGAAACCGAUCGCCUCAUCGCGUCCGGUAUCAACACCAUUGAGGAGAUGGAGGAGAAUACUCCUUUGUUGGGCAUACCGGUAACGGUGAAAGAGAGCAUCGCUGUGAAGGGUUUGACUAAUCAGGCGGGACGCGUUUUCAAAACACCACAGAUUGCCAAAUCAGAUGCGCCUGUGGUGGAGCAGAUCAAACGAUGUGGCGGCAUUAUAAUGCUGGUAUCGAACACACCGGAACUGUGCUUGCUGUGGGAGACCUACAACAAUGUGACGGGACAAACGAAGAACCCUUACGAUUUGAAGCGCACGCCCGGUGGCUCAUCGGGUGGUGAGGCCGCUUUGCUAGCGAGCGGUGCUUCGCUUUUGGGACUCACUUCCGACAUUGGUGGUUCAUCGCGUCUGCCCGCCAUGUUCAGCGGCAUUUGGGGACACAAACCAACACCAUACUCUGUGUCGUUCAAGGGUCACCAUCCGACCAGUGAUUUCCCCAAAUGGGGUGAUUUCUUCACAAUUGCGCCGAUGACACGCUACGCUAAGGAUCUACCGUUAUUACUCAAAUGUAUGUUGGAUCCCACCGGACCGAAGCUGACACUUGAACGCGAACUCAGCCCACAGAGCAUACGUUUCUUCUUCAUGGAUAACGAUGGUCCAUCGGGCAUGAUGCGUCCGCUGAGUCGCGAUUUGCAUGCCGCCAUCAAUCGUGUGGCCACCGAUUUCAAUGCGAAACGUGUGAAUAUACGAAAAAUGAAACUCUCACUCGACAUCUCACUGUCCGCCAUGUUGACCAUGAAGAACAUCGAAACGAUCUAUUACAAAACCGAAGAAGGCGAACGUCCCAAAACCGUGUGCACCGAAACUGUAAAAUACUUCUUCGGCUGUUCGGAUAGCAUACUGCCGUCGGUGAUAUUCGGACAUUUGCAGAAUUUCAUGAAAAUCAUACCGAAUUCACGCCACAAGCACUUGGCCACCAUCAUUGAGGCGCUCAAGACUGAAUUCAAAGAGCUGCUCGGCAACGACGGUGUCUUUCUCUAUCCAACCUUUCCGAAUACAGCGCAUCGGCAUUAUCAAAUCUAUCACAAACUGUUGGAGCCCAUGUAUAUGGCGAUAUUCAAUACGCUGGGCUUGCCCGUCACCAACUGUAUGAUCGGUUUGGAUCGACGUAAUCUGCCCAUGGGCAUACAAGUGGUGGCGAAUCCGGGACAGGAUCACCUGUGCUUGGCGGUGGCGCGUGAAAUGGAGCGACGCUAUGGUGGUUGGGUGCGACCGCCCUCCGAGGACUCGGCGAAGCGGGUGUAAAGUAAGAAAGUGUGCAAUUAAGCGUAUGAGCGCGCAUAUGGUUAAAGAGCGAGGUAGCUAGUGCUGGAUAGGUUUGCAUAUAAAACGGGCUGUACAGACAUACAUAUCUGGAAGAUUGGUGACAUGGUGCCUCACUUGUGCUACGCAUGCGCUGAGUUUAGUAAAGCUCUUGAAUGUCAAUUUUCGUAGCUUUGCAAUGCGACUGAUGUUACGUUUUACAAAAAACCAGGAUAUUUUUAUAAUUUUAUGUAGUUUUAAAUUAACUUGUAAAUCGAGUGCAUCACAUUUUUGUAUAAUAAUUAUAAAGCAAUUUGUAUUGUCAUCACGAGUAUUUAUAUAAAAACAAAAACACACAUUUUUUUCAUAAGCAAGACUUUUGUAUAUUUCAAAAAUACAUUUAAUGAGAUUUGUUUUCCUUAUUUAGGUUUCAGUUUUGUUAUUAUUUUAUUAUUAAUUAUCAUUAUAUGACAUUGUUAUAUGCAAAAUAUUGUAUUGCUAUUUAGACCUUAAAAAUGACAUUUAUAGUUAAAGUAUACCGUUUGUAAAUACUAGGAUAUACGCCUAUAGCUGUAGAAAAUGUCAUACAUCACGCACACUAACACAUUUUAAUAUUAUUAUUAUCUUCAAAAUGCACAUUUUACAAGUACCGCACAAAUAUGUCUUAAUUAAUUAAUUAAGCCAACAACAAUCCAAAAAUGAUUAUCAUACACAUUUAUACAUUAUGACUAUUGUAAAAAAAAAAAAAAUUAUAAAAUAAUUGUUAUAUGAGUACUUGAAAACAAAAAAAAAAACAUAAUAAUUAUAGAUUGUAUAGAUACAUAUAAUACAUACAAACAUAUGUACAUAGUUAUAAGCAAGCAUGUGUGCUGAGUAAUUGCAUAACUAGUACGACCAACGGAUUUCGAAUAAACAAUCAGCGAAAAUUUCGAAUAUACUAGA
Zeugodacus cucurbitae (melon fly) is the source of this 2724-nucleotide messenger RNA. RefSeq names its product fatty-acid amide hydrolase 2. The transcript has 4 exons. NCBI's taxonomy places the organism in Eukaryota, Metazoa, Arthropoda, Insecta, Diptera, Tephritidae. The record is from RefSeq and is a predicted model, not a curated record. Bases 154 to 1785 code for a protein of 543 amino acids.